AUGACUGGAGAUAAAAGUCACGGUAUGACUGGAGAUAAAAGUCACGGUAUGACUGGAGAUAAAAGUCGUGAUAUGACUAGAGAUAAAAGUCACGAUAUGACUGGAGAUAAAAGUCACGGUAUGACUAGAGAUAAAAGUCACGGUAUGACUGGAGAUAAAAGUCACGGUAUGACUGGAGAUAAAAGUCACGGUAUGACUGGAGAUAAAAGUCACGGUAUGACUGGAGAUAAAAGUCACGGUAUGACUGGAGAUAAAAGUCACGGUAUGACUGGAGAUAAAAGUCGUGAUAUGACUGGAGAUAAAAGUCGUGAUUUGACUAGAGAUAAAAGUCACGGUAUGACUGGAGAUAAAAGUCACGAUAUGACUGGAGAUAAAAGUCGUGAUAUGACUGGAGAUAAAAGUCACGGUAUGACUGGAGAUAAAAGUCACGGUAUGACUGGAGAUAAAAGUCGUGAUAUGACUGGAGAUAAAAGUCGUGAUAUGACUGGAGAUAAAAGUCACGGUAUGACUGGAGAUAAAAGUCACGGUAUGACUGGAGAUAAAAGUCGUGAUAUGACUGGAGAUAAAAGUCGUGAUUUGACUAGAGAUAAAAGUCACGGUAUGACUGGAGAUAAAAGUCACGAUAUGACUGGAGAUAAAAGUCGUGAUAUGACUGGAGAUAAAAGUCACGAUAUGACUGGAGAUAAAAGUCACGAUAUAACUAGAGAUAAAAGUCGUGGUAUGACUGGAGAUAAAAGUCGUGAUAUGACUGGAGAUAAAAGUCGUGAUAUGACUGGAGAUAAAAGUCGUGAUAUGACUGGAGAUAGAAGUCACGAUAUGACUGGAGAUAAAAGUCGUGAUAUGACUGGAGAUAAAAGUCGUGAUAUGACUGGAGAUAAAAGUCGUGAUAUGACUAGAGAUAAAAGUCGUGGUAUGACUGGAGAUAGAAGUCACGAUAUGACUGGAGAUAAAAGUCGUGAUAUGACUGGAGAUAAAAGUCACGGUAUGACUGGAGAUAAAAGUCGUGAUAUGACUGGAGAUAAAAGUCGUGAUAUGACUGGAGAUAAAAGUCACGAUAUGACUGGAGAUAAAAGUCGUGAUAUGACUGGAGAUAAAAGUCGUGAUAUGACUAGAGAUAAAAGUCGUGGUAUGACUGGAGAUAAAAGUCGUGAUAUGACUGGAGAUAAAAGUCACGAUAUGACUGGAGAUAAAAGUCGUGAUAUGACUGGAGAUAAAAGUCACGAUAUGACUGGAGAUAAAAGUCGUGAUAUGACUGGAGAUAAAAGUCACGGUAUGACUGGAGAUAAAAGUCGUGAUAAGACUGGAGAUAAAAGUCGUGAUAUGACUGGAGAUAGAAGUCACGAUAUGACUGGAGAUAAAAGUCGCGAUAUGACUGGAGAUAAAAGUCGUGGUAUGACUAGAGAUAAAAGUCACGAUAUGACUGGAGAUAAAAGUCACGGUAUGACUGGAGAUAAAAGUCACGAUAUGACUGGAGAUAAAAGUCGUGAUAUGACUGGAGAUAAAAGUCGUGAUAUGACUGGAGAUAAAAGUCACGGUAUGACUGGAGAUAAAAGUCACGGUAUGACUGGAGAUAAAAGUCGUGAUAUGACUGGAGAUAAAAGUCGUGGUAUGACUGGAGAUAAAAGUCACGGUAUGACUGGAGAUAAAAGUCGUGGUAUGACUGGAGAUAAAAGUCACGAUAUGACUGGAGAUAAAAGUCACGGUAUGACUGGAGAUAAAAGUCGUGAUAUGACUGGAGAUAAAAGUCACGAUAUGACUGGAGAUAAAAGUCGUGAUAUGACUGGAGAUAAAAGUCGUGAUAUGACUGGAGAUAAAAGUCGUGGUAUGACUGGAGAUAAAAGUCGUGGUAUGACUGGAGAUAAAAGUCGUGAUAUGACUGGAGAUAAAAGUCACGGUAUGACUAGAGAUAAAAGUCACGGUAUGACUGGAGAUAAAAGUCACGGUAUGACUAGAGAUAAAAGUCACGGUAUGACUGGAGAUAAAAGUCGUGGUAUGACUGGAGAUAAAAGUCACGGUAUGACUGGAGAUAAAAGUCGUGAUAUGACUGGAGAUAGAAGUCACGAUAUGACUGGAGAUAAAAGUCGCGAUAUGACUGGAGAUAAAAGUCGUGGUAUGACUGGAGAUAAAAGUCACGGUAUGACUGGAGAUAAAAGUCGUGGUAUGACUAGAGAUAAAAGUCGUGGUAUGACUGGAGAUAGAAGUCACGAUAUGACUGGAGAUAAAAGUCGUGAUAUGACUGGAGAUAAAAGUCACGGUAUGACUGGAGAUAAAAGUCGUGAUAUGACUGGAGAUAAAAGUCGUGAUAUGACUGGAGAUAAAAGUCACGAUAUGACUGGAGAUAAAAGUCACGGUAUGACUGGAGAUAAAAGUCGUGAUAUGACUGGAGAUAAAAGUCGUGAUAUAACUAGAGAUAAAAGUCGUGAUAUGACUGGAGAUAAAAGUCACGAUAUGACUGGAGAUAAAAGUCGUGAUAUGACUGGAGAUAAAAGUCACGGUAUGACUGGAGAUAAAAGUCGUGAUAUGACUGGAGAUAAAAGUCGUGAUAUGACUGGAGAUAAAAGUCACGAUAUGACUGGAGAUAAAAGUCACGGUAUGACUGGAGAUAAAAGUCGUGAUAUGACUGGAGAUAAAAGUCGUGAUAUAACUAGAGAUAAAAGUCGUGAUAUGACUGGAGAUAAAAGUCACGGUAUGACUGGAGAUAAAAGUCUCGAUAUGACUGGAGAUAAAAGUCACGGUAUGACUGGAGAUAAAAGUCACGAUGUGGAGAAAACUAAGUUAUCAGCCGAAGAAAAAUUAAGAAAACAAUUUUCCAAGUUUCCCGAAGAAUUCCAAAUAAAGUUGCAAAAGUUUCCUACCUUCCACAGGUGCGGGUCCCUCAGCCAUAUCGAACACGGAAAAGUGAAACCAGCAACAGGUAAAAGUCCUAACACCAACAGGUGCGUCCAAGUUUAUCAACAGUUGGAUGCUCUUAUAAGUAUGUUUAAAGCCAGUGUAGACCUGGUUCAGACUAGCCGCAAUAUUCCGCUCAGCUAG
Pecten maximus is the source of this 3033-nucleotide messenger RNA. RefSeq names its product ice nucleation protein InaU-like. The record is from RefSeq and is a predicted model, not a curated record. The coding region runs from base 1 to 3033 and encodes 1010 amino acids. The transcript has 3 exons. NCBI's taxonomy places the organism in Eukaryota, Metazoa, Mollusca, Bivalvia, Pectinida, Pectinidae.